CCAAUGGGUCAGGAGCAACCACGAGUGGGAGUCGGGGUCCUUCUGCAUCGCGAUGGCAGGAUUCUCGUCGGGAAGAGGCUGGGCUCCACAGGCAGCGGCACAUGGGCCUUGCCUGGGGGGAAGCUGGAGUACCAGGAGUCAUUUGAGGCUUGUGCUGCGCGAGAGUUGGAAGAGGAGACGGGCGUUGUUGCAACGAAGUUCACAUUUGCAUAUGCUGUGAACAGCGUGCUCCGAGAUGGAGGGGGUCACUGGGUGACGAUAUUUAUGGAGGCCGACUGUCCCCAGGACUGCGAGCCUGCAAAUCUGGAGCCAGACAAGUGCCAAGGCUGGGAAUGGGUGCCUUUCAAUGCAAUUCCUCAGCCCAUCUUUCACCCCCUGGCCUGCCUGCUGGACAGCCCUUUCCAG
Auxenochlorella protothecoides is the source of this 405-nucleotide messenger RNA. Its product is annotated as Nudix hydrolase 1. Gene Ontology annotation, biological process: dGTP catabolic process. Lineage: Eukaryota; Viridiplantae; Chlorophyta; Trebouxiophyceae; Chlorellales; Chlorellaceae. The transcript has 4 exons. Gene Ontology annotation, cellular component: cytosol. The record is from RefSeq and is a predicted model, not a curated record. Gene Ontology annotation, molecular function: 8-oxo-7,8-dihydrodeoxyguanosine triphosphate pyrophosphatase activity. The annotation marks the transcript as partial.